Molecule: messenger RNA, 2875 nt
Organism: Gigantopelta aegis
Lineage: Eukaryota; Metazoa; Mollusca; Gastropoda; Neomphalida; Peltospiridae
Product: E3 ubiquitin-protein ligase MIB2-like
Exons: 20
Biological process (GO): protein ubiquitination
Cellular component (GO): cytoplasm
Molecular function (GO): ubiquitin-protein transferase activity; NAD+ poly-ADP-ribosyltransferase activity; protein binding
Source: RefSeq, a predicted model, not a curated record
CAUAAAUAGAAAUAUCGGACGAGCAACGUGAGGUACAGUGUUGUGUGUGUGUUUUAAGAAGCAGUGAGCAAUGUCUGUAGGAGCACGUGUAGUCCGUGGUCCAGACUGGGCAGGGAAAAACCAAGAUGGCGGAGAAGGUGGACUAGGGACGGUAGUCUCCGAAAGUGUUGAUAAUGGCAAGGUCAAGAUUGUGUGGGAUACAGGUCACGAAGGUCACUAUCGUGCUGGACAUGACGGAAGAUUCGAGAUUAGGAUAUAUGACAAUGCUCCGACAGGUGCUGUUCACAGUCGCGUUGUUUGUGACGUGUGCAAGGUGGAUCCAGUAGAAGGCAUACGCUGGAAGUGUGCUACAUGCCACAACUUUGACCUUUGCUCUCUGUGCUACAUGAGUGGAAAACACGAUCUCAGCCAUCCCUUCCUUCGCCACGAAACAGAGAUGUCUACCCUGGUGCCAGUAGAUUCAAGGAAAAUGCUGAAGAAGGAAUACUUACAUGGCAUUUUGCCUGGAGCGAAUGUCAUGAGAGGCUUGCAUUGGAAGUGGGGAAAUCAGGAUGGUGGUUCGCAAGUUGGAGAAGUUACGAAGUUGGUCAAGUGGGGAAAAAACUCGUACCGAGGAGGUGCGAACGUCACGUGGACCAAUGGAAACAACAACACGUACAGAUGUGGUGGUGAAGGCUGCAUGGAUCUCAUCUUGAUAGCUGAAACAAAAGCCUCAUACUAUUUUCCACACCACCUUCCUGUGCUAGAUGUAAAAAAUCAGUCAAAGAGUGAGGUGAAGAAAGGAGAUAAAGUGAGAGUGGAUGUAGCCAGGGAAACCGUGAAGAAGAUUUUAUCCGAGUCAUCAGCGUGGGAUGAGAAAAUUCUAGAUUAUUUAUCUCAGCUGGGGACCGUGGUUGAAUUAAAGGCUAACCGGAUUGCUAGACUUCAGUAUGAGGAUGCAGAGGCUUUCAAUAUUUAUACCUCCAUGCUGACCAAGGUUCAUUCUUUCGCCGCUGGAGAUGUGGUGCAGAUCAUCCCAAACGUAAAUGCACUCCAGGAACUGCAGAGAGGACAUGGUGGUUGGAACGACCAAAUGGAAUAUACUGUUGACAGUUUUGGGAUUGUUGAGGAGGUUGAUGAUGAUGGUGACCUGAAGGUGAAGGUCGGAGACAAGAAGUGGCUGUUCAGCCCGGUUUGCUGUCGGAAUGUGGAGGCUGAAUCGUUGACCAAGUCUCAGAACACCGAGGUCGGGAGAAUCAACCCAGAUCUGAAGGUGAAGAAACCAACGCCAGCUCAAAAAUCACCUGAGACGUCAGGAAGAGACGUUGGCGAUAACCUUGCUGAAUUGCUGCUGAAGUUGCUCACAAAACAGUCAGAAGAGAGUGAUUCAUCUCCACGUCAUCUUAUAGAAGCUGCUGCCCAGGCUGACUUGGAUGGGGUGACUAAGAUACUGAAGGCAAAACCGGAUAUGGUGAAUGAGACUGUUGAUGGAAUUAAUGCCCUGCAGAUGGCUUGUUACAAGGGCCACAGCGAUAUCAUCACUUUUCUGCUGAAAUCCAAUGCAGACGUUAACUUUGCAGAUAAAGAAGGCGACACCCCACUUCAUUUUGCCAUUUCUGAGAAACGUGUAGAAGUUGCGAAAAUCCUUGUUCAGAAACAGGCUAAGCUUGACUUAAAGAACAAGAAAGGCUUUACCCCGUGUCAUCUCGCUGUGAAUAACAACCUUGUUGACGUCGUGGAGACACUCACACUGAAGGGAUGUGACGUUAACACUCAGGAUAAGGAUGGAGACACACCACUCCAUGAUGCUUUGUCGAAGGAAGCUAUUCCCGAGAUAUUGCUCAACCUCAAGACAACUAAAUUUGAUAUCUACAACGAAGGUGGAUUAACUGCUUUUCACCAGGCAAUAAUGGAGAACAAGGAAAAAUUUGUGCAACAAAUGCUCAAGAAACAGCCUUCCAUUAUAAAACAGAGAACAAUGAUAGGGGAGUUCACUCCACUCCACAUCGCAGUUGCAAACGGAUUUGUAUCCCUUGUUAAUGUGUUGAUCAGUGAGGGAAAAGCCGAUGUGAAUGCACGAGACGGCUCCAUGAAGAUUCCACUUCACUUGGCUGUAAUGAAGAGAUCUAUGCCGCUGGUCGACAUUCUUCUCUUUGCAAAAUCUGAUAUAAAUGCUAAAGACACUGACGGGAAUACUCCUUCUCACCUGGUCCAGAUGAAAGCUUCAUUAGCAACAGCCACAACAAUAUCGGCAACACAGUCGCUGAUGGCAGUGGAUGACGAUGCUCCAAUCGACAUCCCCUACAUGCUGGCACAGCACGGCCCUGAUCUCAGCAUCAAGAACAAACAAGGCCAGACUCCGACAGACCUUGUCUCAAACAAAGGCUAUGCUAAACUGCUCAUCAAAAUUGCAAAUGCAUCAAAAAAGACUGCAACAACCCCAAAGACUACCACAGCAGAAGCUAACGCCAGCAAUGAACAAGGCCCUCCGAAGUACUGGUUGUCGAUGGAUAAUAAAACAUUGAUGAAAGUGUUGAUGGAGCCCACAGAACCGCUGACAAAAGAGGAACACAAGAAAGUGACGCAGGCUUUCAAUCGUACGCUCAUCAACAAGUCCAUUGUAAAGAUUGAACGAAUACAGAACCUGGAUAAAUGGGAACAGUUCGCAGUUAAGAAGAAGACCAUGGAACGAAAGUAUGGCCGAGGCUUAGCUAACGAACAGCUGUUGUUCCAUGGUACAAAGGCGGACGUGGUGGAUCGGAUCGUGGCUCAAGGCAUUGACUUCCGGCUUGUGGAGCGUGCACUGUAUGGAGAUGGGGCAUACUUCGCUUCAGAAUCCAAGAUAUCUGAUUACUACACCCAUCCGGAUGGUAACGGUCACAGCUUUAUGUUCAUG